GAAUCACUUCCGAGGGUAGUUCCCCGUACUGCAGGUUCACAGACGUUAAGGCACUCAAAAAAACAAGUUACAAAAUACUUUUUUCGGGUCCACGUGGAGUCGGAAAUACUCUUGACAUACUGCCCUGGAGUCGGCGAGUGAGUCGGUAUGAGUGUGCCAGUGAGUCCCCUGAGUCCCCUGAGCCCCCUGUGGUCCCCGCGUCACCCCCCGGCUCCAGACCUCACCUGCCUGCAGAGCUACAACGACUGGCUGGCCUCACGCCACAGCGCCUCCCUGCUGCCCAUGAAGGAGGACCUGGCCCUCUGGAUCACCUGCAUGCUGGGUGUUGCCGUGACGGCGGAGGAUUUGAUGGACAGGUUGGAGACGGGCGUUCUGCUGUGUCAGCUCGCCGAGGAACUACAGGAACGCAUGAUACUGGGGAGCAACGGGAAGCCCUUUACUCAGCGUGUGAUUCGCUGGCGGGACGACGCUGCGCCCGGCUCCUUCUUCGCCCGUGACAACACAGCCAACUUCCUGUACUGGUGCCGCAAGAUCGGAGUGGACGAACCAUACCUGUUCGAGUCCGAAGACCUGGUUCUGAAGAGGCAGCCCAAAGAGGUGUGUCUGUGCUUGUUGCAGGUUGGCAGGAUCGCCUCCAGGUACGGUGUGGAGCCCCCUGGUCUGGUGAAGUUGGAGCGUGAGCUGGAGAGGGAGGAGCCUGAGCCCACACCCCAGCCUGCCCCCCCAUCACCCCCACCCCAGCUCUCGCCCCCCCCCUCCCCGCUCCCUGCCCCCCCAACACCCUCACACACCCCCACCCCAACCCCCACCUACAGCAGCAAGACCCCCACCCGCAAGACCCCCGUCAACCUGCUGGAUGACCUGGUCAAGCAGAUCACUCUGGACCCUCCGUGUUCCUGUCCAGUGCGGUUCUGCGUGGAGAAGCAGCCCAAGGGCCGGUACCGGGUCGGAGACAAGGUUCUGUAUGUGCGGAUGCUGAAUGAUAAGCAUGCCAUGGUGCGUGUGGGGGGUGGUUGGGAGACGUUUGCCUGCUACCUGCAGAAGCACGACCCGUGCCGCCUCUCACCCAUCGCCCGCCCGGGCAUCAAGCCCUCCGCUCGCACCAACGCCAGUCACCGCGGCAACAGCAGCAGCAACGGCGGCAGCAGGAAGUCGGCGCGCAUCAAAGAGAUCUCCCCCGACAGCUACCUGGUGGUGGGCACCAACUCCGUCCGCCUCAAGAAGUAGCCCACUGGCCGCCAGAGAUGACUGACAACGUGAACAGCCAAUCAGGCUUUGUCUUCCUGUCUGUGUUGAGCCAAUGAGAGAGGAGUUGAGUAGAUGUGUUUCUCUGGGAGAGGUUCUUUAGGCCCAGGUGGCCAGAGCUCUUAUAUGUUCAGUCUUUCUGUCCAGUUAGGGAGUAGCGUGUGUGUGUGUGUGUGUGUGUGUGUGUGUGUGUGUGUGUGUGUCCUGUGGCUGACCAAUGGGGUUCUAUGGGGAAAGGGAUGACUGUACUGUAUGUCUAUUUGAAUUUCACUGCUGUGUUCACACACACACACACACACACACACACACACACACACUCUCUCACACACACACACACACACACACACACACACACACACACACAUACUCAUCCAUGCACGCACACACAUUCUCACACACACACACACACUCAUCACUGGAAUAAACCUACACAGACGUAACACUAGGAAAACACGGUUAGGCUACUUUUAAUGCUCUUUUGAGCUCAGGUAGUACUCACAUAUAAAGUACAAUCAUGUUCUACCUGUUAGAGUUUGUGCAGGUAGUACUCACAUAUACAGUACAAUCAUGUUCUACCUGUUAGAGUUUGUGCAGGGAGUUCUCACAUAUCUUAUACAGGUUCUAUCAUGUUCUACCUGUUAGAGUUUGUGCAGGUAGUACUCACAUAUACAGUACAAUCAUGUUCUACCUGUUAGAGUUUGUGCAGGGAGUUCUCACAUAUCUUAUACAGGUUCUAUCAUGUUCUACCUGUUAGAGUUUGUGCAGGUAGUACUCACAUAUCUUAUACAGGUUCUAUCAUGUUCUACCUGUUAGAGUUUGUGCAGGUAGUACUCCCAUAUACAGGUUCUAUCAUGUUCUACCUGUUAGAGUUUGUGCAGGGAGUACUCAAAUAUCUUAUACAGGUUCUAUCAUGUUCUACCUGUUAGAGUUUGUGCAGGUAGUACUCCCAUAUACAGGUUCUAUCAUGUUCUACCUGUUAGAGUUUGUGCAGGUAGUACUCACAUAUCUUAUACAGGUUCUAUCAUGUUCUACCUGUUAGAGUUUGUGCAGGUAGUACUCCCAUAUACAGGUUCUAUCAUGUUCUACCUGUUAGAGUUUGUGCAGGUAGUACUCACAUAUCUUAUACAGGUUCUAUCAUGUUCUACCUGUUAGAGUUUGUACAGGUAGUACUCACAUAUCUUAUACAGGAUCUAUCAUGUUCUACCUGUUAGAGUUUGUGCAGGUAUAGCACUCAUGUACAGGUACUGCCAUGUUCUAGCUGUUGGAGAUUGAGCUCAGAUUCCAGGUGUUGCCUCUCCUCCAUGAGCCGCAGCUGGAGUGAGCAGGUGGAUGUGGAGAGGAAGAGGUGGAGUGUGUGAGGACCAAUGAUGUUGUUGUUCCUCUGAUCCCCCAGUGCUCUCACUGGGCUGUUCAUUCACCAGCCAAGCAGCACCCAACAGCUGUUACGCAACUGUCCACUAGAGGGCGCAAUAGGAACGCUAAUGAGGGCUGCUUGAUCUUAGUGUCUCAUCUGCCACAGCUCAGCACAACUAGGUCUGAAUCGCUCUCUGUACAAAGUCUUACUUUUUAACGCCAACCUCAUUUUUAUUUUUUAGGGGAGACUUAGAUAUUUUACUCAGUCACCGGUUAAGCUUUGGUUCAUUGUCUUUUUCAUUCCUAGUGAAUAAUGAGAAUUAUAUAUUUUGUGAAAUGUGCAAAGAUGGUGGAUAAUGGUUUUGCAUGAUAGCUGGUUUUCCUUUAUUUCUUAGUAUGUCAGGCUCUAUAAAUGUAGAAAUGUCAGAUGUUUCAUUUUUUAAUUCCAAAUAAAGUAUGUUAUUUUCUGAGCACUUUUCGGUCCUGCUUCCUCCACACAGACUGCAGUCUCACACGGAAUGUUCCAGAAUGUCACGUUUUAUUCCAGCAAAAUAAAAUCCCAUUACAAAACGGACACAA
Sardina pilchardus (European sardine) is the source of this 3177-nucleotide messenger RNA. RefSeq names its product growth arrest-specific 2b (gene gas2b). The record is from RefSeq and is a predicted model, not a curated record. The transcript is spliced from 9 exons. Gene Ontology annotation, cellular component: actin filament. The coding region runs from base 148 to 1227 and encodes 359 amino acids. Gene Ontology annotation, molecular function: microtubule binding; cytoskeletal adaptor activity; actin filament binding. Gene Ontology annotation, biological process: actin crosslink formation. Lineage: Eukaryota; Metazoa; Chordata; Actinopteri; Clupeiformes; Clupeidae.